AUGCUUAAAUUCCGCACCGAGGGCUACAACGGCUGUGCGGUCAAGUAUUCCCCCUUCUUCGACAACCGUCUAGCUGUUGUUGGGUCGGCCAAUUUUGGUCUCGUCGGAAAUGGUCGAUUGUUUAUUCUCGAACUCACUCCUAAUGGAAUAGUUCCGAUAAAAGGGUUCACCACCCAAGAUUCUCUAUAUGACCUCGCCUGGUCCGAGAUACACGAGACCCAAGUCCUCACCGCUUCUGGUGAUGGUAGCAUCAAGCUCUUCGACUGUAACUUGAACGACUUCCCCAUCCAGAAUUGGAAAGAGCACAACCGCGAGGUCUUCAGCGUCCACUGGAACCUCGUCUCCAAGGACCGCUUCUGCUCGAGCAGCUGGGAUGGCACUGUGCGCGUCUGGUCACCGCAUCGUCCUCAGUCGCUCCUCACUCUGCCCACCCACAGCUGCACAUAUUCCGCGGCAUUCUCCCCGCAUUCUCCGGAUAUUCUCUCCUGCGUCACUUCCGACUCUUACGUCCGCAUUUUUGACCUCCGCACUCCCGCCUCGGCUUCCAACCACCUCACCCUCCAGAUCCCUAUCCAUGCCGCCCCCAUUUCCCCGAUUCCCGGAAAACCAGGCGUGCCCCCAGCUGCAUGCCCGCCCUCUGAAGCUCUCACACAUGACUGGAAUAAGUACCGUCCUUCUGUGCUAGCCACCGCCGGCGUCGAUCGCACCAUUCGCACCUUCGACAUCCGCGCCCCGCAGCAGGGUCCUGUGGCAGCCAUGAUCGGCCACGAAUACGCUGUUCGCAAGGUAGCUUGGUCACCACAUUUAUCCAACGUCCUUCUCAGUGCCAGCUAUGACAUGACUUGUCGCGCUUGGACUGAUGGUUCCGAUGCGGGCGGUUUCGGAGACGUCGAUCUCAUGCGCGCCGGUCCCGGGGGCCCGGUGAUGGGCAGAGAACUGGGACGUAUGGGCCAGCAUACGGAAUUCGCCACGGGUGUCGAUUGGUGUCUAUUCGGUAGUGAGGGCUGGUGUGCCAGUGUGGGGUGGGAUGAGAGCCUUUAUGUCUGGGAUGUUAGAGCUGUGAUGGGAUAG
This is a messenger RNA of Aspergillus wentii DTO 134E9, 1071 nucleotides long. It is a transcript of the gene pex7, whose product is annotated as putative peroxisome biosynthesis protein (Peroxine-7). Gene Ontology annotation, molecular function: protein binding. Gene Ontology annotation, biological process: protein import into peroxisome matrix. Gene Ontology annotation, cellular component: cytosol; peroxisomal matrix. Bases 1 to 1071 code for a protein of 356 amino acids. The transcript is spliced from 2 exons. Lineage: Eukaryota; Fungi; Ascomycota; Eurotiomycetes; Eurotiales; Aspergillaceae. The record is from RefSeq and is a predicted model, not a curated record.